AGCAAUGAUGAUCUUUUCCCUUUUGUCAAAAGGAAAGAAGAUUUCUACUUUAUCGUCUAGUUGUUUGGAUUUGAGGCGCACUCAAAGAGAUCCGCUCGUCCUGCCCAGUGCGCGCUCCCGACGCAGAGGGGAAUCAAACCCUGCCGGGGAUAAAACCGCCUGGCGCGGCGCGCAAAGCUCACGGUCCGCUGCCGCUCAUCGGUGAACUGCCACGGCGCGUUUUGUGCUCAGGAAGAGUUCCACGGAGAUCCUAUCACGUCAUCCACGCACUUUUCAUUUCAGUUUAACAGAGAAAACAGGCAGCCAAAGGGAGGACACUAAAGUUACCGCGGAAUGACAGCUGAGCGAUGAACAGAGGGAUAUUCCCCACUGAUGGCGGUGAUGGAGAACACAACAUGGCCAUACCCCUCAUACGUCCCCCAUUAUCUCCUGCGUGGUGACCCUUUUGCUUCGAGGCUAUCCAAAGAGGCGGACAUUAUAGCAGCAUUUUACAUCUGCAUUAUAGGAAUCCUGUCUGCUACAGGGAAUGGUUACGUCAUUUACACGACCAUCAGACGGAAGACCAAACUGAAGCCUCCUGAGCUCAUGACUGUUAACCUGGCCAUCUUUGAUUUUGGCAUAUCAGUGGCGGGAAAGCCCUUUUUUGUUGUGUCCAGCUUCUCCCACCGCUGGUUGUUCGGCUGGGAGGGCUGUCAGUUCUACGGCUGGGCGGGCUUCUUCUUCGGCUGUGGGAGUCUCAUCACCAUGACUGUAGUGAGCCUGGACCGCUACCUGAAGAUCUGCCAUCUCCGAUAUGGCACAUGGUUAAAACGCCAGCACACCUUUAUAUGCUUGGCCUUUGUAUGGGCGUAUGCUGCCUUCUGGGCCACCAUGCCACUGGUUGGCUGGGGCCACUAUGCUCCAGAGCCCUUUGGAACCUCAUGCACCCUGGACUGGUGGCUCGCACAAGCCUCUGUGUCAGGCCAAAGCUUUGUAAUGGCUAUCCUGUUCUUCUGCCUCAUCCUCCCUGCUGGCAUAAUUGUCUUCUCCUAUGUCAUGAUCAUUUUUAAAGUGAAGUCAUCUUCGAGGGAAAUUUCACACUACGAUGCCCGCAUCAGAAACAACCACCACCUCGAGAUGAAACUCACAAAGGUGGCAAUGCUGAUUUGUGCAGGCUUUUUGAUUGCCUGGAUUCCCUACGCCGUGGUUUCAGUGGUGUCAGCGUUUGGGGAGCCAGACUCCGUACCCAUCCCCGUGUCUGUCAUUCCCACAUUGCUAGCCAAGUCCUCAGCGAUGUACAAUCCAAUCAUCUACCAACUUGUGGAUCUGAAAAAUUCCUGCUCAUCCUGCUGUAUCAAGGUCAUGAAGAAACGGAGGCAUUUCAGGAAGUCAAGGUUAUACACAAUCUCGGGCUCAGUGAAGGACACAGCACCGGCCAAAGAAGCUCACAUUGAGAUGUAAAGCAAACAGUUGAGACUGUGUGAUCUUUACCUGUUGUACCAUGGACAUCUUGCCUUGUUCCCCGCCUGCUGUGCCCUAUACCUAACCGAUCACAUGCUGCCUGCAGUCACAUCAUCUUCUGCUCACCUUUGCUGCUGGUUCCUGGAUAUUGCAGCUCCCUUUCCUCACUGAAUACCAACCCUUUACGUAGCUUGCUACCUCCUUGUGAUUAUACUACUUUAUCCUCACAAGGACUUCCUAUAUCUGUAGUGUACACUGGUUUAAACAUACAGAUCACAUGUUGUGUAAACAUUUUGAUUUUUCACCUCCAGUAUUAGACUUUGCAAUAAAAUGCCUGACACAGGAAUGGGAAAUUGAGAGUUUUCCAAUACAAGUCACAAUUUAAGUUAAAAUGUCUUUGUAUAAAAUGUAGUGACAAAUCAAUAAUUUGGCAUGUUUGACAUUUUUAGCUGAACUGGAAAUUACAAUUUCAAAGAAAAAACUAUUAUUAUGUUAUUAUUUUUUGCUGUUUGUACAGGCUGUUGGUGUUUGUAGUUUUACACUUGUGUGUUUUGGUGAAUUUAUAUGUAUUGGACAAAGCACUGGAUCACAUUAUCUCACUAGUAAAGGGCACUGACAGAGAGAUCUUUCAAUUAUUUGGGUACUGGAAAUCCAUACCACAAAAAGUUGAGCAUAUAUUGUUUGACAGCAUUGAUAAAAAAAAGACAUGAGGUCAAUAAUUCAAUGUAUAGCUAUUUCCAAGAAAACACAUAAACAGUAUAAAAGCACUUUAUUUUGCAAACCAUUCAGAAUGCACUGAUGAUUGUUGUCAUAGUUUUGUAUCUGGUCAAUUGUUGCAGAAAAUGGUUGCAUUAAUCUAAAGACAACAAAAUACAUAAAUUCCUACAAGAACAUACAAUUCAAGAAAGAGUUAAAGUUAAUUCAGGGAUGACUAAAAUGUAUUUAUUUUUGCUAUAUAUUUUCUAGUUUUUUUGGGGUGGGGUGGGGCCAUAUCUCUAAGAAUGAAAGUUUUUGUCUUUUCUUUCAUAAUCCACAAAGUGUGCAUUUCUGUUUUGCCAAGAGUUUGUGUGGUAUAAACUGAGCAA
Cyprinodon tularosa is the source of this 2525-nucleotide messenger RNA. RefSeq names its product opsin 5 (gene opn5). The transcript is spliced from 7 exons. The record is from RefSeq and is a predicted model, not a curated record. Lineage: Eukaryota; Metazoa; Chordata; Actinopteri; Cyprinodontiformes; Cyprinodontidae. Gene Ontology annotation, biological process: G protein-coupled receptor signaling pathway; visual perception. Gene Ontology annotation, molecular function: G protein-coupled receptor activity. Gene Ontology annotation, cellular component: membrane. The coding region runs from base 373 to 1440 and encodes 355 amino acids.